This is a messenger RNA of Misgurnus anguillicaudatus (oriental weatherfish), 3016 nucleotides long. The record is from RefSeq and is a predicted model, not a curated record. Lineage: Eukaryota; Metazoa; Chordata; Actinopteri; Cypriniformes; Cobitidae.
AAGAAGUGCUAGCGACCUUUACGGUGACGUAACGAUCCGUAAGUUAACAGUGGUUUAUUUCAAGGUGUCGACUUUUCGAGUUUGAAGCAAGAAUCGGAGCGUCGGUGUCAGACGUAACAUCACUAAACAUCACUACCUUUACCAAGUAGUGCUAAAGUUUACGAUAUGGCGUGAACGCACUUUGUGACAACACUUCCAGCACAGCACUUGUUCUUCUGGCUAGUAGCUACUAGUCAUGAUUCUAAACUUCGGAAACUGAACAGAUUUCACACACUCAAACAAGCACAUUGAUUGUGAAUGUAGUAAUGCUUUCAGACAGGUCUACGCAUUGAACGGAGACAUGAAUUCGCUUUGGUGGUGUAGAGUUGCAAUUUUCCUCCUGGUUGAAGUAUCACUGGUAUUUGGAGAUUUGAGCAGCCCUCAGAAUUUGACUCUUGAAACACUUAACACACAUUACCUUCUGCAGUGGGACUGGGGUCAUGAGACAGCUAUGAAUGGAACCGUUACCUUCACUGCACAAUAUCUAGCGCAGUAUAAGACCCGCAGGCCUGCUCAUAAGCAGGACUGGAAGUCUGUAUGUGUUGAUGUGGUGGAACGACACUGUGAUUUCUCUGAUGCUGGUCUAUUUUACUUUGGCAUGUUUCUGUUGCGUGUGAGGGCACAAAUAGCUCAGCAAUCUUCUCAUUGGAUCCAGAUUGAGUUCUGUCCUGAUAAACAUGCUGAUUUAGGUCCUCCAUCCAGUGUGAAGCUGAAUCCAGUUAAAGAAGGUUUGGAGAUUACUAUCUUUGACCCUCUAGACACCAACAACCAGUCCAUGAAAGAGCUGGUACAAAAGAUGUAUUACCAAAUCCAAUACUGGAAGAAAUAUGAAGAUCAGAAGGCUGAGAUCCUGCCAACACAUAAUAAUGUUGCAACAUUGUCUGGGCUGGAUAGAUGGACGUAUUAUUGCGUAAGAGUUCAGUCCCGCUGUGAGUUCUACAACAAGAGCAGUAUCUUUAGUGAAACGCACUGCAGAAAGACAGGAGGAGAAACUACAUACCUGGAGAUAUUUCUUUAUUUCCUGUUGUCACUGGUGAUGUGUUUGCUGUUGGGGUUGGUUCUGUCAUUAGGCUGCUACAAGACUUUCAAGACCUUAACUAGCAUUUUUUACCCAGCUACUCAACUUCCAGUGUACAUCCAUGAGCACUGGGCAGCUGACAUGCCAUGGCUUUUGAUUCCUGAGUCCGAGACUGUCUGUGAGUACCUGGACAUUACCAGUGAGAUAAACCCUGCAGUUGCAGUGAUGGAUGCCCAUAUCUCAGAACAAGAUUGGGCCACAGAAACGCACAACCAACACGACAGUGGAGAUUCUGGCUUUAACUCCACAGAGGAGGACUCAAGCCAUAGACAGUAUGGCCUAACAGAACACAUCACAUGCAAUGACGAUCAGAUUGAAGACAUGUGUAAUAUAAAAAACAAACAGAUGCUUGAAGUUCUGUGUUUAAAACAAGUAACACAGUACAAUAGAGAUUUACAUGGAGAUUAAGGCAAGCCCAGCCUUUCCUUAAAUGUAAAUAGUAAUAAGUUUUGUUCACAAAAUGUACAAAUCUAGCAUAGUUUUGGCCGACAUCAUGUAACCACAGAGGCGGCUUUUUUAGAGAUGAUGUGGAAUAUUCUAUGUUUAGAUUGCUUAUGAUUUUUAUAAUUAGUAAGCUGCUCAAAGACAAUGUUUAGCUUUUGUUAUUGCUUUUUCUAAGCUUUGAAAUAGCCCUAUUUAGUCUCUAGUGAAAUGAUAUAUAUGACAUGGUAAAACUGAAAAGCGUUUUAUUCUUUGAUCUCUUUAUGCAGUUCUUUGAGUCUACAUUGUCAGAUUUUUUUGUCCUUUGACGAAAACAAAAAGCUUAUUCUCUUUAGAAUACUUUACACUUUAUUAUGGCUAUUUUACCACUUGUUUCUACCACUGUAAAUUUGUUUUUAGAAUACCUCAUAUUGAGGUGUCACUAUUAUUAACUUUUUAUAAGCACUUUUUGUUUCAUCGCCUCCAUAUGACACAUGAUAUGUUGCUUUAUUGUUCCUAAUCUUUGUAAAUUGCUUUGGAUAAAAACGUCUUCUAAAUGCCUAACCGUACACAUGUAAAUAUUUUGGGGUCCUUCACAUGUCAUUUCCCAGUCCCUGACUUUAGGUUUAGCAAAUUACAUAGGGGCGGUUUCCCGGACAGGAAUUAGACUAGUCCUAGACUAAAAAAUCUUUAAGAGCUGUUUAAACUGAAAACAACUUGCACUGACAUAUCUUAAAAUACAUCAGUACGCUUUGUUUUGCCUCAAAAUGCACACAAGUAAUUUUUUAGUAAGGCAUGUUUGUUAAAACUACUUAUAUUUCCUAAUUAAACUAAGGCCUAGUCCUGGUUUAAGAUAUUCACUGUCUGGGAAACUGCCCCAUAGUGUUACACGCAAACGUCACUGGCAGAGACUCCAGAUUACUGCUAACAAUGUUGUAAAUAACACCGACUGAUCGUCUGGUUUUAUAAGAAUUCCUAAUGUAUUAUCAGGAGCCGGGAAUUACUUUUGUGUUGCCUGUGUAUCUGCUUUAUGAACUACCUUUUCCGUGGGGGCUGGUACUAAAGCUUUGAAUGCUAUGAAGCAUGCUAUCCUUUUAACACAAAAGAAGUUUGCUUGUCUGGAACCAGUGAAAUGGUUAGGCAGAGCUUCCAAUACAGACUGCCAUUUAAAAUACAUAAUUUUUAAAAGCCUUUAAAAACUGUACCUAUUUGUGUAGACACAUUAUGGGCUUAUUUUAUGUCACAACACAAAUUAUACUAAUUAAAGUUUGAAAAUGAAAAUAAAUGAAAUAAAAGAAGUAAAACCCUUCAAAGCAACUGUAGAUAAGCCAACUUUGGGAGUAUAAAUAUUCUGAAGAACUGUACUAUGCUACGUGUUAUAUUCCUUAAGUGAGCGUGUAAUUAGUAACAAUGUAAUUUAAUGCUAAGUAAUAUAAGCUGUAACAGUAUAAUAAAAUAAAGUGAAAACGAAAAAGUGAA